This is a messenger RNA of Tigriopus californicus, 1336 nucleotides long. RefSeq lists its product as uncharacterized. Bases 19 to 1200 code for a protein of 393 amino acids. The record is from RefSeq and is a predicted model, not a curated record. The transcript is spliced from 14 exons. Lineage: Eukaryota; Metazoa; Arthropoda; Copepoda; Harpacticoida; Harpacticidae.
CUUUUAGACUUCGACACUAUGGGAUAUCCCGGUUUCAACUCCUUGCUUUGUCGGAUUCUUAUCGUUGCCGUUCCUCUCUUGCUCUGUACUUUGAUAGAAGCCAAAGGAAAUAAGUCUUCAUCAUCAAAUAACGAUGCAAAGCAUCGCUCAGGAAGGUUAUUCAGCUUGUUCAACAUCGUUAGGUUCUCGAAUGACCAAUGUAUAACCCAAAGUGACAGAACAAUGCGAGGAACUUGUCUCAGCCAACUCAAUUGUCAAGAAAGAGGUGGAUCGGCCGACGGGAAUUGUGCCUCAGGUUUUGGGAUCUGUUGCAUGUUUGUUGUUCGAACUUGCGGAGGGACCGUCAACCAGAAUUGCACCUACGUUCAGAAUCCGAGUUUCCCAGCAUCGGACGCCACCGUUAGCCAAUCAUGUAACUUUAUGUUCAAUCGGAUUGACGAUAAUAUUUGUCAAAUAAGAUUGGACUUCGACACAACUGUCUUGAGAACGGAUCCCACCUUCGCAGGCAUGUGCGGAGGAGCGGGCGACUCUCUUCAAGUUGGAAGCCCUUUGUCCGGGUCACCAUUCGCAUUUCCACCUGCUGUUUGUGGGACGUUAAGUGGUCAACAUAUGUAUAUUGAAAGCUCCAGGAUGGGAACCACGGCAGGAUCCUUGACUAUCCAAACUGGAGUUUCCCCUGGAGAUAGACGAUACAAAAUCAAGGUCACAUAUAUUGAUUGUCAGAGCCGGCUCAGGGCCCCAUCGGGUUGCGCUCAAUAUUUUACCGGACAAUCUGGUACGCUCACAACCUACAAUUUCCAAGGCAAUCAGUUGCUCCGAAAUCAAGAUUACUCACAUUGCAUCCGUCAAGAAGAAGGUUUCUGUCAAUUUGAGUUGUUCGAGACACCCGGUGUGAUUGAUGCAUUUUCUUUAUCAGAAAAUGGGAAUGGUCAAGCUCAGGUACAAAUAUGCAAGAAUCGAAACUUUGUGACUGUGCCAAGUAUGGCCAUAAAUCCGAGUGGGACAAGAGGCUUCUCUGAUUACCGUUGUGGAAUGACUUUCAGUAGUCAAAGUGGUGAUACAACGCCAGGAGCACUUUUGUCAACCCGAGUCACUCCAUUUCGAGUUCAAGUGCAUACAUUGAAGGCCGACGACGGCAACCAAGUAAUAUUUGCUAAUCUGAAGGGAUUCUCCUUGGACUACAAUCAGAUUCCGUGCUAGUUAUUAUGCUAGUUAAACGAAACGGAUAAUGUCGGUCGUUCGGAAAAUGAACAGCUAAAGCUCUUGUAUUCGGCGACGUUAAAAAUAGUUUAAAAAAUAAGUUUAGGUUUCAAUAAACAUGAUUUGUCUCACUUAU